AUGAUACUGAACUAUGUUCCUUUGAAUGAAUUUGAGGUGUAUUGCAAGGAAAACUGGGACAUUCAGCCUGAGGCUGGGGGUAUGCCACUUGAGCCUCCCAUCUUUGACAGCCCAUUUGAUCUCAUCCAGGAUGCAGUCUACUUUAUUCCCAGUACCCAGGACUUGCAACCACAAAGUUCAGCCAUUGUGGGAGGCCAUGAGGCAAAUGGUGACCCCCUCUAUAUUGUACGUGCUCCAUAUGAGGGUGGUAUCUAUCCAGGGAAAGCAUCCCCCAAGGAGUCUGUAUACAUCAGCCAUGAUGGCAGAGAGAUAAAUAUCCAUGGUAAAUUUGAACGUCUUGUGGGAGAUCAGAGCUGUGUUCGCUGGGCUCAUGUUGAUGGUCGAUUCUAUUAUGGGAGGCUGGGUGGUGCUAUCCCUGUGCGUGGAGGGACAGAGCCACCUGGAGCAGCCCUUUACAUUGCCCAAGCAUCUGUUGAAGGAGGUGUUCAUUGUGGCAAAGUCAAAUUUGAUAGCUAUGCUGCCAUUCCAUUGAAUGGCUCUGAAAUAAUUGCAGAAAGCUACAAUGUUCUUGUAUUCUGUGAUUGA
Molecule: messenger RNA, 585 nt
Organism: Suillus subalutaceus
Lineage: Eukaryota; Fungi; Basidiomycota; Agaricomycetes; Boletales; Suillaceae
Exons: 8
Coding region: 1-585 (194 amino acids)
Source: RefSeq, a predicted model, not a curated record